Molecule: messenger RNA, 2169 nt
Organism: Gamsiella multidivaricata
Lineage: Eukaryota; Fungi; Mortierellomycota; Mortierellomycetes; Mortierellales; Mortierellaceae
Product: apoptosis inhibitory protein 5-domain-containing protein
Exons: 14
Coding region: 144-2033 (629 amino acids)
Biological process (GO): negative regulation of apoptotic process
Cellular component (GO): nucleus
Molecular function (GO): RNA binding
Source: RefSeq, a predicted model, not a curated record
CCCUCAUAUCUUGUUGCCGCCAGUCCCCACACUUUUCCCCCUUUCCAUCCUUUGAACGUUGCAUUCUUUUUCAGGCACGCGUCGCCUUCCCCUCCUCACCUUAAUCUACACUCGACAAAAAGCGAGAGAACAAAGUCACCAACAUGGCCGACCUGGACGCGAUUUACAACGCUUAUAAUGAGAUUACGGAUGCGAAGGACAAAGCAUCAGAGCAUGUGGAUGCCUACAAAACCAUCAUAUCAGCAUCUCAGGGAUCAGACGGUGCCAAGCGACUUGCAGCACAGUUUAUUCCCACGUUCUUCAAGCACUUUCCUGCACUUCAUUCAAAGGCUAUCGACGGUAUUUUUGAUCUCUGCGAAGAUGACUCGAGUUUGAUUCGGCAGUCGGCAAUCAAGACUCUCCCAUUGUUAUGCAAGGAUGGACCUCAGCACACGAUCAAGAUCGCGGACGUCCUGUGUCAACUCCUUCAGCUAGAUGAGCAAGAUUUGGUGGUGGUCCAAGCGUCCUUGCAGUCAUUAAUGGUUCAAAGUCCUCGUGAGGUGCUUGCUGUAUUAUUCCGUCAAGGUGUCAAAGGAGCCGAUUUACGGGAGAGAACACUGGACUUUAUAACCCAUCAGGUCAUGGCGUCCAAGACAACCCUCUUCUCGGAUCCUGAAAUCGAGCUGUUCUUCCUGGAAGAGAUGCAGAAGGCUAUGGGCUCGGUAUCAAACGAUGAGCUGGAGACAUUCGCAAAGAUCAUUAUGCAGACGAAAUCCUACGCGACCGGAAAGCUGGACUUGACGGGACUUCUGAACGCCUACGUGGCACAUAUUACAUCGGAAAAGCCGUUCGAUAUCAACGAUCCAGAGUCGGUUAAGCGUGUCCUUGUUGUAGGAAAGCUCUCUAUGCCCCUUUUUAAGCGAGCCAUCUCUGCCGGCUCUCUUCUGGAGUUCCUUGCCACCAAUAUCCUCCCCCGCAGUGCAUAUGAUCGAUUGGCAGAAAAACAAAAGACCUCGCUCCUUCGUCUAUAUGCGGACAGUGUGCUUACAGGACACCCAUCAGCCUCGGCAAUAAGUUCGGCGUGCGGGCUUUUAACCGACCUUUUGGUGGCGAUAGUUCCUGCGGAGACGGAGAGCACUACUCCCACCCCAUUCGCACAGGUGGAGUGCGUGACGAAUGUCAUGUAUGCCUUUGCUACUAAGGACCACGAGCUCGUUGAAAAGGAAGCGUUGACGCCGAGAUUCAGGAAUCUAUAUAUGUCAACACAAACCCAAAUUUCAAAUUUGAAGCAGGCAUUGACGACGGCGGAAUCAAAGAAGCCUCAAGACGCUGAGCAAAUCGCCAACAUAAAGAACCUAAAGAAGACCAUGUUGAUUCACAACAACAUCCAUAGCGCUGUUAAGGAAUUUAUGAAACCACGGCAUCUGAGGAGCACUAAACUAGUCCUUCAUCCUUCAUGGAAACCACUGCCAGAGCCGGUCAAGCCUACUACAGCAAGCGUAACUGGCAUAUCUAAACCAGCCUCUGCAGUGACAACAACAUCUCCUGGCAGCGCAGCCAAAUCCACCGCCAAAGCCCAUGCGAAACCAGCAUCAAAGAUUCUACCCGCACAACAGCAACAGCAGCAGCAGCAGCAACAACAGCAAAGCGGAUCUACAAAGAGAAAGACUGAACAGGAGCCUAAUACUAAACCAAAGAAGCCUAAGAUCGUGCGAGGGCAUGGGUCGAUUGCAGGCGGUAGCUCUCCUGGUGGUAACAGCCCUGGGCAUGGCAAUAAAGGCUCGAAGCAGAGCCAUGGCCAGCAGCAGCAACAACAACAGCAGCAUCAACAACAGCAUCAACAACAGCAUCAACAACAGCAUCAACAACAGCAUCAACAACAACAACCACAACAGCAACAACAACAGCAGCAGGCUGCGAAUCAGCUCUUUCAAGGAGCACAAAAUGGGAAGAAGGGAAGCAUAGGACGAGGCCAAGGCGGUCCAUCGUCGUCUUCAUUCGACAGCAGACGUGGCAAGGAUGCCAAUGGACGGAUCAGCUUCUUGAAGCGAUGAAGCACGCGUGGAUGAGUGUGAUUGAUAGACAAGUAGUCGAUUCCAACCAAGUGCCUUGUUGUUGUAACUAGCAAACUUACACCAUACCAGGAAGCACUGCUCAUAAACUAAACGUGCCAAUCGUGACACCAAACCC